Pelodiscus sinensis (Chinese soft-shelled turtle) is the source of this 4694-nucleotide messenger RNA. The record is from RefSeq and is a predicted model, not a curated record. NCBI's taxonomy places the organism in Eukaryota, Metazoa, Chordata, Testudines, Trionychidae.
AUGUCUGCUGCCGCCUCCGCUGAAAUGAUCGAAACUCCCCCGGUCCUCAACUUCGAAGAAAUUGACUACAAGGAGAUAGAGGUGGAAGAGGUUGUUGGAAGAGGAGCCUUUGGUGUGGUCUGCAAGGCAAAAUGGCGAGGAAAAGAUGUAGCCAUUAAACAAAUAGAAAGUGAAUCUGAAAGAAAGGCAUUCAUUGUGGAGCUUCGACAGUUGUCACGUGUGAACCAUCCUAAUAUUGUCAAGUUAUAUGGAGCCUGUCUGAAUCCAGUGUGUCUUGUUAUGGAGUAUGCUGAAGGAGGUUCUCUAUAUAAUGUACUGCAUGGCGCUGAGCCUCUACCUUAUUAUACUGCUGCACAUGCAAUGAGUUGGUGUUUACAGUGUUCCCAAGGUGUGGCAUAUCUCCACAGCAUGAAACCAAAAGCUCUAAUUCACAGGGACCUGAAACCGCCAAACUUGCUGUUGGUAGCUGGGGGGACAGUUCUAAAAAUCUGUGACUUUGGUACAGCCUGUGAUAUUCAAACACACAUGACCAACAAUAAGGGAAGUGCUGCUUGGAUGGCACCUGAAGUUUUUGAAGGUAGCAAUUACAGUGAAAAAUGUGAUGUAUUCAGUUGGGGUAUCAUUCUUUGGGAGGUAAUCACCCGUAGGAAACCUUUUGAUGAGAUUGGUGGUCCUGCUUUCCGCAUAAUGUGGGCAGUUCACAAUGGUACCCGGCCACCACUGAUCAAAAAUUUACCUAAGCCUAUUGAGAGUUUAAUGACUCGUUGUUGGUCUAAGGAUCCUUCACAACGACCUUCCAUGGAAGAAAUUGUCAAAAUCAUGACACAUUUGAUGCGGUACUUUCCAGGAGCUGAUGAACCUCUGCAGUAUCCUUGUCAGUAUUCAGAUGAAGGCCAAAGCAAUUCUGCCACUAGUACAGGCUCAUUUAUGGACAUCACUUCUACAAACACCAGUAACAAGAGUGAUGCUAACAUGGAACCAAGUGACUUUCAAGGACCUGCCACCAAUGAUACCAUUAAACGCUUAGAAUCAAAACUGGCUCAGCAAAUGAAAAAUCCAACAAAGCAGUCGGGGGACCCUGGUCGUUUGAGUUUACCUCCAUCUCGUGGGAGCAGCGUGGAAAGCUUAUCAGAUGUUCGUGGACGACCACAAUCAACUCUUGUUUCAGGAGAAAGCAAGCGGAUGAGUGCUGACAUGUCCGAAAUAGAAGCAAGGAUUACUGCUACCACAGCCUAUUCCAAGCCUAAACGAGGCCAUCGUAAAACUGCUUCAUUUGGCAACAUUCUGGAUGUCCCUGCAGUCGUCAUAACAGUUGGUAAUGCACAGGACAGGAAAAAGUCCAUUCAAGAUCUUAGUGUUGCUGGAACUGAAUCCAAUCAGGAGAGCAGAAACAGCAGUAGAUCAUCCAGUCCUAGUGUGAGAAUGAUCACUACCUCAGGACCAACCUCUGAAAAGCCAGCUCGUAGUCUUCCAUGGACACCUGAUGAAUCUACAGAUACCAAUGGGUCAGAUAACUCCAUCCCAAUGGCAUAUCUUACACUAGAUCACCAGUUACAGCCUCUAGCACCAUGCCCAAACUCCAAAGAAUCUAUGGCUGUAUUUGAACAGCACUGUAAAAUGGCACAAGAAUAUAUGAAAGUUCAGACAGAAAUUGCAUUGCUAUUGCAGAGAAAACAAGAGCUAAUAGCAGAACUGGACCAGGAUGAAAAAGACCAGCAAAACACAUCCCGUCUAGUACAAGAACAUAAAAAGCUUUUAGAUGAAAACAAAAGUCUUUCAACUUAUUACCAGCAAUGCAAAAAACAGUUAGAGGUCAUCAGAAAUCAGCAACAGAAACGACAAGGCACAUCAUGAUUCACUGGGACCUUUCAAUUUUAAAAUAUGCACAGAAAAGACUUUUGUAUUACCCCUUAUUAUGACAACUCAUGAGUGUUAGCUUCUUGGUGUGUUCAGAAUGCCUAUAUUUGUCUUCUACACUUAGAACGGCAUUUAUUUUCCUUUUCCUAUGAUGGACAUUGAGUUUGAGAGGUUCAUUGAACAAGGUGGGAGAACAGUGACUUGAAUUAAUCACCAGGACUCAGCUUACACAAAUACAGUGAAUUGUGGCUGUACAUGUGCUCAGUGUGUGAAGGCUACCCUAACAAGCAUUAAAAUGGCUGCUAAAUUGGAAGAUCUUGUUUUAAUUUCUGAUGUUACCUCAAUAAGAACAAAACAAAAACUUCUGUUGGAGUGGUUUUGUUCUUGUGUCUCAUCUCAAGCAAAUUUACAGUGACAGUCAUUUUCUCAUGCACCAUGCUGCAGACCUGAACUUGAUUGACCAGAGUAAUUCAUUGUGCAUUUGUGAUGCAUUUUACCUGUAAUCUUAGUGCAUUUUUCCAUGUGCAAAAUGGUAGUCAGACUGAUGCCAACAUCACUGGUUCAGUGCUUGAUAGUCCUGCAUUUUGACUAAUCUGUUUCUUGUAAUCUUGCAUUCAUAAAAUAAUUGAAGCAAAAGGCUGUAUUUUCUUUACUAUUUUUUUUAUUUUUGGGGGGGAGGGGGAGGAGUGGAGUGGCAUGCAGUUUCUCCUAAUCAUACUGGACAAAAAAUGAUGAGGGUGAUUCAUUAAGUAAAAUGUUUCCCUUGUAUAAAAGAAGAAACAUCCAAAAUGUGUGGAAGCAUGUGUUAAGCUUUAAAACUUUUGUGCCUGUAGCAUCUUUGGAAGACAGUUCAGAAAGCAAAUGAAUAUAAAGUUCUAUAUAAUCAUUCCCUUAAUAUUAGAUAUUGGAAUCUUUUAGAACCUUUAUUGAAAUACUGAAAAGAAAACAUCGGUAUUCACCAUACAUGUAAAUAAGUUUGUUUUGGAUAAAGAAAUGAGGAUUUGAGUUUUUUAUUUUUAAAUAAAAAAACAUGAUAUAGAGUAGGGAAUGCAGAUGGAAGAAGCUGGUAAGAAAUGAGAGAAAUGGCUUAGUCUGCUUCAUGAAUCCUAAUUAUUUCAGUCAUUUUGAGAAGUGUUCCAAGCAAGCCCACCACAGAAUGCCUACUGUCUUUGUGACUAAAGAGUCGCAUUUAAUGAACUCAAACGAAACAUAACAUGAUUAAUAUCUAUAUUCACCAUGAUUAUUUGGGCAUAAAUCACUGAAAAUGGAUUGUCUGGAUUAUAAACGAGCUUUCAAAUUAGUCACUUUUUAAUAGAAUCAUAAACAAUUAAGUUCUCGGGCUCACUUUUAAUAACGUUAGUCUUUUGCAAAUAUAAAUUUUUCAGAGAGAAAAUAUAAAAUGAAAACUUAGUCUCUGUAUCAACAAAAUACCAGAAAUGUGAUCAAAAGUUUGUGAUGUUUGGCUUCUGUUCAGAUGAAUAAAUUGGUGCAAGAGUUCAUUAAUAGCACUUGGUAAAUGCUUUUUUGUAAAAUCCUCUGAUAAAUUCUGAUAUUAUUGUCAGUGUGUAAGAAUAUCAAAGAUGAAGGAUAACUUACCAAACUAUGCCAUUCUAACUUUAAAAUAAAUCUAUUAUUGGCAAGCCCUUUUGGAGUUAAAAAUCUUCCGUCACUUUAUUUAAAUAAAGGAAGGGUUAUCAUUCCCGAAACCUUAGCAGAUAAUUUGAUUAGUUAGCUGAAACUGAUAUUGGGAUCAACUUAAGGGCACACAUAUUUAUAGCAAAAUGUAAUUGGCAGAGAAAAUAACUGUAGUAUUAGGAAUAGCACAAGUGAUCCAAAGCAUUGCUGUUUGCAUACAUCUGUCCAUCUACCAAAAUGGACACAGUCUGUGUUCAGCAGCUUCUUAGCAUGUGUUUUAAGCAUGAAGUAGAAUAGAAUGAAUACUAAUGCUUGACUUCACAUGCAUGGUUAAUAAUUGCAAAAUCAUUUCCGAAGACAGUUAUUGAGGUUCUUCUAUGUCAUAAUGAAACAUUUUUAAAUUAACACUCCAUGUACAAAGUCACUUUAUGGCAAAAUUAGAAUAAUGGAAAGAAAGCAAUGCUAACUUCAUUUAAUGGUACAUAAAUUACUUUUUAAGUUUACAUUGAAAAGGGUCUCAUACUGUAAAAUAAGUACUGUAUGUUUUAUGGAAUUCAGCUCCAUUCACUACUUAGAAUGGCAGAACUAUCUAUUUUCCAGAGGGAAUAUAGAGCUUAUGUUCUCUUGCCUUUAAAUCUUCCCUUCCCUAAUUCCACCAAUAAUGUAUUUGCCCCACAACUUCCCCCAAAAACCAAUAGGACAGCAAUGACUAAGAAGAAUUAACAAUUUCUUCCUGUGACGUUAGUAUUUUCAAGACGCUUUUGCUUUAAAGUUGUUUAGAAAUGUGCUUUUACUUUUUUCUGUUCAACUGUUUUGGAGUGUUCACAACAUUUUUCAUGUCACCUAUUAUUCAGUUAAAACUCUCCCUCUGUUCAUGAAUGUGAAAUAUGUAGUUUUGUCUGGACACUGCCUCCUCAAUCUCAAAACAGUAAUAGGUUCUGCAUUUAUUGUCAAAGUAUGUGUUGUGUAAGAUAUUGUCUACUGAAAGAAUGCUUCAGUAUAUUGUGCAGUUCUACCAAAAUGCUUUACUGGGCUUUAUUUUUGGGUGGGUUUUUGAUGAAAAGAUGAUUGUAAUUCAAAACUUGUACAUAAAAUGGUGAAUGAUUUCAUAUGAUGUGGGAAUGAUCAGUGUGGCUUUCUGCUACAGGGAUGUACUGCAUUACCAGGAAUCAGAGUAAUAAACGCUGAAAGACUUUAACAGA